Cricetulus griseus (Chinese hamster) is the source of this 1715-nucleotide messenger RNA. The record is from RefSeq and is a predicted model, not a curated record. NCBI's taxonomy places the organism in Eukaryota, Metazoa, Chordata, Mammalia, Rodentia, Cricetidae.
GUUAAAGAUUUUCUAAGAGUUUUCUGUGCUUCUCAUACUCUUGAAGAGUUCUGUCUCGCAUUAAUGAAAAUAAAUUUGCUGUUGGCUAAAUACGUGAUGGAAGUUUGUUUAUGCAAUCGAUAUAUUUGGAGAAACCUGACAUGUCUAGAUUUCCUGCUGAAGAUAUUAGAAAUUUCAGUAUCAUUGCACAUGUGGAUCAUGGCAAAAGCACUUUAGCUGACAGGCUUCUCGAACUAACAGGAACAAUUGAUAAGACAAAGAAAAAUCAGCAGGUUCUUGAUAAAUUACAAGUGGAACGAGAAAGAGGCAUCACCGUGAAAGCACAAACAGCAACUUUGUUUUAUAGUUUUAAAGGAAAGCAGUACCUUUUAAACCUCAUUGACACACCAGGCCAUGUUGAUUUUAGUUAUGAAGUGUCCAGGUCACUAUCUGCUUGCCAAGGUGUUUUACUGGUGGUCGAUGCAAAUGAGGGUAUUCAAGCUCAGACUGUAGCAAAUUUCUUUCUUGCCUUUGAAGCACAAUUGUCAGUAAUUCCAGUUAUAAACAAGAUUGAUCUGAAGAAUGCUGAUCCUGAAAGGGUUGAAAAACAGAUUGAAAAAGUAUUUGAUAUCCCUAGUGAUGAAUGUAUUAAGAUUUCUGCAAAACUUGGGACAAAUGUUGACAGUGUUCUUCAGGCAGUCAUUGAAAGAAUACCUCCUCCAAAAGUACAUCGUGAAAACCCACUGAGAGCAUUGGUAUUUGAUUCCACCUUUGACCAGUAUAGAGGUGUGAUAGCCAACAUAGCACUGUUUGAUGGAGUGGUUUCUAAAGGAGAUAAAAUUGUAUCUGCACACACUAAGAAGACAUAUGAAGUUAAUGAAGUAGGCAUUUUGAAUCCUAAUGAGCAGCCAACUCAUAAAUUAUAUGCAGGACAGGUGGGCUUUCUGAUUGCUGGGAUGAAAGAUGUCACUGAAGCACAAAUAGGAGAUACAUUAUAUUUACAUAAUCAUCCAGUGGAGCCCUUGCCUGGGUUUAAAUCAGCGAAACCAAUGGUAUUUGCAGGAGUGUACCCUGUAGACCAAUCUGAAUAUAAUAACCUGAAGAGUGCUAUAGAGAAACUGACCUUAAAUGACUCCAGUGUGACAGUGCAUCGGGAUAGUAGUCUGGCCCUGGGUGCUGGCUGGAGGUUGGGAUUUCUGGGACUUUUGCACAUGGAAGUUUUCAACCAGCGGCUAGAGCAGGAGUAUAAUGCUUCUGUUAUUUUGACGACCCCCACUGUUCCAUACAAAGCUGUUCUAUCAUCUGCAAAAUUGAUAAAGGAAUAUAAAGAAAAAGAAAUCACAAUCAUCAACCCUGCACAGUUCCCUGAUAAGUCAAAAGUAACAGAAUAUUUGGAACCAGUUGUUUUGGGCACUGUUGUCACACCAACUGAAUACACUGGAAAAAUAAUGGCACUUUGCCAGGCAAGAAGAGCAACUCAGGAAAAUAUGAUUUUCAUUGAUGAAAAUAGAGUUAUGCUUAAAUAUCUCUUCCCUUUGAAUGAAAUUGUGGUAGAUUUUUAUGACUCUUUGAAGUCUCUGUCUUCUGGAUAUGCAAGUUUUGAUUAUGAAGAUGCAGGUUACCAGACUGCAGAACUUAUAAAAAUGGAUAUUUUACUGAAUGGAAACAUCGUGGAAGAGCUAGUGACUGUGGUACAUAAUGUGAAAGCCUACAGGAAAAAUGUUUUGGCAAAAUGU